AUUAAGUUUUUUCCCACUUUGGCUCCACGAAGUUUCAGUGACGGGGGCAUCACUGCAGCGCACUGAAGGGAAGGAAAGAACAGAAGGGAAAAGAAGGGAGAGAGGUGCCCCAUCCAUCCAUCUAUCCAUCCACUGAAUGUUCCCGCAGGACUUUAUUAACGUAUGGCUGCAUGAGAGGCUUUGAGCUCUCGCGCUCUCUCUCUCCGGGACUGUUGGGUUACUGCUUCUGUCCUGAUUUUAAGCAGUUGUCAUAAUAAUAUAACCGAACUCUUCGCGUCAGGACGGGCGCAGGUGGUCAUGGAUACACCUAUCAGAUGGAAAGUAAAGCGGAGGUUUAAGGAGGUGCGGCUGUGUGUACUCCUAGUAUUCCUGAUGUUUGUCACCUCACGAGUCAGCGCAGAGCACACGUGUAGCAGGGCAAUGCAGAAAAGAUGGUGGACUUGAUCCGCAGCCAGACUGGCAGGAAUGCACAGCAACACUCACUGCUUCCACGACAUGUGGUCUGACAGUGAUAUCAUGCAGUGGGCGGGACUAACCGAAUGGCAUCUCUGAGCCAGCCGAUCUCCUAAAGAUUUUAGAUUUUCACAGUUUGCCGGAGGGUGUAACGAAAACUACAGGCUUCUGCACACACCGGAAGUCAUCAAAAGGGCCUGAUGUUGCCUACAGAGUCACAAAAGAUGCACAGCUUAGCGCUCCUACUAAACAACUCUACCCCUCAUCCAUGUUUCCUGAGGACUUUUCCAUCUUGGCGACGGUGAGGCCGAAGAAAGGCAGUCAGUCCUUCCUGCUGUCGGUGUAUAACGAACAGGGCAUCCAGCAGCUCGGUCUGGAAGUGGGACGCUCUCCUGUCUUCCUGUACGAGGAUCACCUCGGCAAACCCGGCCCGGAGGACUACCCGCUCUUCAGAGGGGUCAACUUGGCAGACGGAAAGUGGCACCGUGUGGCGAUCAGUGUUCACAAACAGAGCAUCACUCUGGUUUUGGACUGUAAGAAAAAGGUGACACGGACACUAUCCAGAAGCCCUCACCCCAUCAUCGACACCAAAGGCAUUGUGGUCUUCGGGACGCGUAUCCUGGAUGAGGAGGUGUUUGAGGGUGACAUCCAGCAGCUGAUGAUUGUAUCGGACCAUCGCGCUGCGUUUGACUACUGUGAGCACUACAGCCCCGACUGUGAGGUUCCUGCGCCUGAACAGCCCCAGAACCAAGACCCAAACACUGAUGAAUAUAACACAGAGGAUGACAACUACUAUUACGAAUAUCCAUACUAUGAGGACAUGGAUGCUGAAAAGACCACAACUGGUGAAGAAACGACAACCGAUGAAACGACUGGAACCGAAACUGAAGACCUAUCGGUGUCUGUUCCGGAUAGCGGUCGCGUGGUUACGUCGGUUAUCACUAGUGGAACAGGAGGCUCCAGCAGUUCCUCGAGUAGCUCCUCGUCCUCCUCUUCUUCAUCCUCCAGCUCUACCACGACUACUGGCGAGGAACCGUACGACGGCUACGAUGGAUACGAGACAUACUAUGAUGAGUCCACCUCGCAGCCUGAUGGCUCCCGGACCGUCAGCAUCUCUAGCACAGGCACGGGUACCGGCGGAGAAGUGGAUAUCGGACUGGGCAGUGAAGUGGAUUUGGGACUGGGAGGAGACCUGGACAGGCGGAUCAUCACAUCAUCAUCAUCAUCGUCGUCAUCAUCAGGAGGAGGAGGAGCAGGAGGAGGAAGUGGAAGAGUGCACUCAACUGUCACAGUCAUUCACAAUGGAACCUCCGGCUCUGUUUCCAGCUCCGGCUCCGGCACCGGCUCUAGCACCAGAGUCAUUACUAGCUCCGGCUCCGGCUCCAGCUCCGGCUCCAGCUCCAGCUCCAGCUCUGGAGUCAGAACCGGCUCCAGCUCCAGCUCUAGCUCUACCUCUACCUCGGUUGAUGGUGGUUAUGAUGAUACCCAGUACGGCGAGGGUUUUGAUCUGACCUAUGGAGAGGGAUAUGGAGAAGGAUACGGAGAGGGAGAUUAUACCGUGGAAGGAGGCGGCAGCAGCAGCACUUCAGUGUCCGUCGGAGGCGGGUCUGUAUCAGUCGGGGGCGGUUCUGUUUCCGUUGGAGGCGGGUCUGUUUCUUCGAGUGGCUCAGCUGGGGGCGGAUCCGGCAGCGCUGGGGCCAGCGCGGGGGCGGGGUCUGUUGCCACGGGAGGACAGGGAGGAAUCGGUGGAGAGGCAGAUUCCUUCGAUAUCGACAAGUUCAAGGAGGAGUCCAUCACAGAUUACACCGACGCAGAACUGGAGAAGAUGUAUGGUUAUGACGACCUGUACACCGACGGCGACAAAGCACUGCCCGCAGAGACCGACGAGAUCUACGGACAGGUGGAUGGACUGAGGGGAGAGAAAGGCCAGAAAGGAGAGCCUGCCAUCAUUGAACCCGGAAUGCUGGUCGAAGGCCCACCUGGUCCAGAGGGUCCCACAGGUCUCCCCGGUCCUCCAGGUUCAUCAGGACCCCCAGGUAGCUCUGGAGAUCCCGGUGAGAGGGGUCUUCCUGGUCGCCCUGGUCUGCCUGGAGCCGACGGUCUUCCAGGACCUCCAGGGACUGUCCUGAUGUUGCCUUUCCGCAUGAGUACAGGAGGCGACAGCGGACACAAAGGUCCUGCCGUUUCUGCCCAAGAGGCUCAGAUGCAAGCCAUCAUGCAGCAGGCCAGGCUGGCGAUGAGGGGUCCAACCGGACCCAUGGGUUUGACGGGCCGUCCCGGUCCUCUGGGUUCUCCUGGUGUUUCUGGACUGAAAGGAGAGUCUGGGGAAUCAGGACCUCAGGGUCCUCGUGGUCCACUGGGAUCCGUAGGCCCUCCUGGAAAGCCUGGUAGAAGGGGUCGACCCGGCUCAGAUGGAGCCAGAGGAAUGCCUGGACAGACAGGAACAAAGGGUGACCGAGGAUUCGAUGGGCUCGCUGGUUUGCCUGGAGAAAAGGGUCACAGGGGUGAGACGGGUCCUCAGGGGCCACCUGGGCCUCCAGGAGAGGAUGGAGAAAGAGGCGAUGAUGGUGAGGUCGGACCCAGAGGUCUGCCCGGAGAAUCGGGUCCUCGUGGUUUGUUGGGCCCCAAAGGUCCCCAGGGGGCCCCAGGACCUCCCGGUGUGACUGGUAUGGAUGGACAUCCUGGACCUAAAGGAAACAUUGGUCCUCAAGGUGAGCCAGGUCCUCCAGGACAACAAGGCAACCCCGGAGCUCAGGGACUUCCAGGUCCUCAGGGGGCGAUCGGACCUCCAGGAGAGAAGGGUCCCACUGGAAAACCAGGCUUACCAGGAAUGCCAGGAGCCGACGGACCUCCGGGCCACCCAGGAAAAGAAGGGCCAUCCGGAGAGAAAGGACAUCUGGGACCUCCUGGUCCUCAGGGGCCGAUCGGAUAUCCUGGGCCUCGAGGUGUUAAGGGUGCUGAUGGAGUCCGCGGGCUGAAAGGAAACAAGGGUGAAAAGGGAGAAGACGGAUUUCCGGGAUUUAAGGGAGAUAUGGGCAUCAAAGGCGACAGGGGAGAACUUGGUGCUGCUGGACCCAGAGGUGAAGACGGGCCUGAGGGACCCAAAGGAAGAUCCGGUUUACCUGGAGAUCCUGGACCACUCGGGACGACCGGAGAGAAGGGUAAGCUCGGUGUGCCCGGGUUGCCAGGUUAUCCAGGAAGACAAGGCCCCAAGGGUUCUCAAGGAUUCCAGGGAUUCCAAGGAGCCAGCGGAGAGAAAGGCGCGAGGGGGACAGCAGGAAAGGCGGGACCCCGAGGACAGAGAGGACCCACGGGACCCCGUGGUGAAAGAGGGCCGAGGGGACCAACUGGUAAAGCAGGACCAAAGGGCAACUCAGGAAGCGAUGGCCCCCCAGGACCACCCGGUGAACGGGGUCCGUUGGGAUCAGCGGGACCUACUGGAUUCCCCGGCCCUAAGGGUCCACCGGGUCCUGCCGGAAAGGACGGGCUGCCCGGACACCCUGGCCAAAGAGGAGAGACUGGUUUCCAAGGUAAAACUGGACCUCCCGGACCCCCAGGUGUAGUCGGACCUCAGGGACCAACAGGUGAGACGGGACCAAUGGGAGAGCGAGGCCACCCUGGACCCCCAGGACCACCCGGUGAACAGGGUCUACCUGGACCAGCAGGAAAAGAGGGAGCAAAGGGAGAUCCAGGUCCUGCAGGACCCACAGGUAAAGACGGACCUCCAGGACUCCGAGGGUUCCCAGGCGAGAGAGGUUUACCAGGCCCUGCGGGGUCAGCAGGUUUGAAAGGGACUGAAGGACCUCCAGGGCCACCUGGACCCGCUGGUUCUCCUGGUGAACGUGGUCCUGCUGGCGCAGCUGGACCUACCGGGCUCCCAGGCCGACCCGGACCUCAAGGACCACCGGGCCCUGCUGGAGAGAAAGGUGGACCUGGCGAGAAAGGACCUCAAGGCCCAGCUGGUAGAGAUGGUAUUCAGGGACCUGUGGGACUUCCAGGCCCGGCCGGACCCAUCGGACCCCCAGGAGAGGACGGUGAUAAGGGCGAGCUUGGAGAGCCGGGACAGAAGGGAAGCAAAGGUGACAAGGGCGAGCAGGGUCCUCCAGGGCCCGUCGGUAGCCAAGGUCCUCCGGGUCAGCCGGGUCCAUCUGGUGCUGAUGGAGAGCCAGGUCCCAGAGGUCAGCAGGGUCUGUUUGGGCAGAAGGGAGAUGAGGGUUCACGAGGCUUCCCAGGACCACCCGGACCCAUCGGCCUUCAGGGUUUGCCUGGACCCCCGGGUGAGAAGGGAGAGACCGGUGACGUCGGUCAGAUGGGUCCACCUGGUCCUCCUGGCCCCAGAGGCCCCUCCGGACCCCCAGGAGCCGAUGGACCACAGGGACCCCCGGGAGGAAUCGGCAACCCAGGAUCCGUGGGAGAAAAGGGAGACGCCGGUGAAGCAGGAGAACCAGGCCCACAUGGUGACGUCGGCCCUCCAGGUCCAAGAGGCGAGCGAGGAGAAAAGGGAGAAGCCGGACCCGCUGGUUCUGCUGGGCCCCCCGGACCAAAAGGACCACCAGGAGAUGAUGGUCCUAAAGGAAGCCCUGGUCCAAGUGGUUUCCCAGGUGAUCCUGGUCCUCCUGGAGAGCCUGGUCCACAUGGUUUGGAUGGUGCUUCUGGAGAUAAGGGUGAUGAUGGAGAGCCUGGUCAGCCAGGAUCCCCUGGACCUACUGGUGAAACUGGCCCCACUGGACCUCCAGGAAAGAGAGGACCUCAUGGACCUGCUGGACCUGAAGGAAGACAGGGAGAGAAGGGUGCCAAGGGUGAAUCUGGUCUUCUGGGUCCACCUGGUAAGACAGGUCCAGUUGGUCCUCAGGGAAGCCCUGGAAAACCUGGUCCUGAGGGUCUGAGAGGUGUGCCUGGACCAGUGGGAGAACAAGGACUGCCCGGUGCUACCGGACCCGAUGGACCUCCUGGACCGAUGGGUCCUCCUGGACUGCCUGGACUAAAGGGAGAUACUGGUAUUAAAGGUGAAAAGGGUCAUCCUGGUCUCAUUGGACUCAUCGGACCUCCAGGAGAACAGGGAGAGAAGGGAGACAGAGGGUUGCCAGGUCCACAGGGAACUGGAGGACCUAAAGGAGACACUGGUAUUUCAGGACCUGCUGGACCUAUUGGACCCAUUGGACCUCCUGGUCUCCCGGGUCCUCCUGGUCCUAAAGGUGCUAAAGGAUCAUCUGGUCAGACUGGACCAAAGGGAGAAACUGGAGUGCCAGGACCUCCUGGAGCUCCCGGUCCACCUGGUGAUGUCAUCCACCCUCUGCCCAUCCAGUCCAGCCACAAACGGGCAAAGAGGAAUAUUGACGCCAGCCAGAUGAUGGAUGACGCUGCAGAUGCCAACUACAAAGACUAUGAGGACGGCAUGGAGGAGAUAUUCGGCUCUCUGAACUCGCUCAAACUAGAGAUUGAACAGAUGAAACACCCGCUGGGCACACAGAGUAACCCCGCCCGCACCUGCAAAGACCUGCAGCUGUGCCACCCAGAUUUCCCAGAUGGUGAAUACUGGAUUGAUCCGAACCAGGGCUGCUCCAGAGACUCUUUCAAAGUGUACUGUAACUUCACAGCAGGUGGAGAGAGCUGCAUCUUCCCUGAUAAAAAGAGUGAAGGGGCCAGACUCACCUCUUGGGUGAAGGAGAAUCCAGGGUCGUGGUUCAGUGAAUUCAAACGUGGUAAACUGCUCUCAUACGUGGAUGCGGAGGGAAAUCCGAUCGGAGUGGUCCAGAUGACGUUCCUGCGUUUACUCAGUGCCACGGCUCGGCAGAACCUGACCUACAACUGUUACCAGUCGGUGGCUUGGCACGAUCAGGACGUGGACUCUUACGAUAAAGCCAUCCGCUUCCUGGGUUCCAAUGAUGAGGAGAUGUCUUACGAUAACAACCCGUACAUCAGAGCCGCCGUCGACGGAUGCGCGUUGAAAAAGGGUUAUGAAAAGACUAUUCUUGAGAUCAACACACCAAAAGUGGAGCAGGUACCAUUUGUUGACAUUAUGUUCAACGAUUUCGGCGGAGCGACGCAGAAGUUCGGCUUUGAGGUCGGACCGGCCUGCUUCAUCGGCUAAGACUGCUCAGCGAGCACACGCGAACAAAACAUAUUCAUUUUCUCCGAAAACAAAACACAAGAAAGAAAUAGGACGACUUAUUUGUAAAGUUUUGUGUUUCCAAACAAACCCAACAGAUACCAAAGUAAGGAUAAAAGAAAUUGGAAGAAAGAAUGGAUGUCCAAACAAUGGGUUUUUAUAACAGAGCAACCUUUUUAACCUCAGUGUACCCUCUGCAUCACAUGCAAGUUUUGAAACUGGAUGAGGUCAUCACUCAUGUCUCUCCCAGCCCCGCCCACUUUACGCUCACCCGACUCUUCGCCCCUCCCACUGGCUGUAUAGACAGAUUAGAUCCAUCCUUUUAUUUCCCUCCUCUUCUUGGACUCGUCCGGUUCGGCCUUUCUCGUACGAGAAAUCUUUUCCGUUGGUUUGUUUGCUUGGGUUUUAUGUUGUUCCUCUUUCCACUUCUAAGCUUUGUUUUUUUGUGCAUACUUGUCUUCCAUUCCCUGGAAUGGUGAUUAUAUAUAUAAAUAUAUAUAAAUAUUUUUUUCUAUGUUUGUAAGUACUUUCUGUAUAUUUUUUUUCCGGUGAAGUGUUUUUUUUUGUUUUGGUUCUGGCUUCAAAACAUGCAUGUGAACCCAUUGAGCGAUAAGGACAGAGCUGCUGGUUAUUGGAAAAAAAACCAAAAUAAAAUAUCCCCCCAAAUAAGAACCUGAGGAAAUUUCCAGUGAAUCUGAAGAAGAGAAAAUAAAGGAAAUGAUUAAAAUACGACAAAACAGCAACAAAAUGUCUUAUUCCAGAUGUGAACAACGUCUUUUUGUAAUUUAAACAACAAAAUGACAAUAAAAGUACGAAACAGCCGUAAUGUGAGCAUUAAUUUGCUACCUGUCAUGUUGAAGUGGCUUCCGUGGGUCUGUGAGAUCGCGACCCGCGUGUAUGAGGGGAAACUUUGAUCUGACGUUCAUGAAUCGGUGCUUCCCUGUAUCAGAAGAGCACACCAUCACACUGAGGAAACACAAUAUCGGUAAACUAGGUGCUAUUUCCUUCUGUCUGUGGUGCUAAAAAUAUAUACCUUUUUUUUCCUGUACUUGUUUGUUGUAAUUGAAAACGGCUCUGCGGUGAUGCCCAAGCGGUUCCACGUCUUCUGUCAAAGUCCUAGCUUUGCUUCCCAAGGUGGGGAGUAUUUUUAUGCAUGCCGUAAAAUCAUAUUCAUUUAUAGAUGAGAACACGUUUUUCUUCUGUUAUCAUUCCUCAUGUCCAGAUUGUUAUAUGGAGAUAAUUUAUGGUCCUCCAAAGGCUUUAGCUUACACUUUACAUUACAACGUUCUAUUCACACGAUCUGAAAUGGUUAAACGGAGCACAAUUACUGUUAAUGCUGUUGUGAUUGAGGCAUCGCGUGUAAUGUAAAGUGUUACUCUAGCUAACAGAAGCGAUGGAAAUGAAAUGCCUUUUCACGCACUAAAAGUUUUAGCAUUUAAAACCGCUCUGGAGAAUUAGCUUGGGACCUUUUCGGAGGGUUCUGUGAAUAUUUUAACCAAAACGCUUAGAGGAAUGAAUAGUUAACUUGACUGCCGAUUUCAGCUUUCCUUCCAAAGAGAUUUCUCUUAAUUUAAGAGACUUGAAGACCAAGAAUCAGAGUGUCUUGUGUGAUUAUUCAAGUAUGUUGUACAUUACAGAAUUUCGCUAGCGUAUAUUCCUUCACCUGUCAGAAUUUGUUGUCAUUGACUAGAGCCAUCUUGUUAUUCAUCUAUCACAACUUUUGCCACUAGACAUUUUCCUGCACUCUUUUGUUCUGCUUUUUGACCACUAGACCUGCUACUGCAAGAUCUUGCUCUAAUUUUUGAUUAAAUAUGACUUGAACUGUUUCUUUUAAGAGGAUUCAACAUGGAAUAUGCGGUUUUGACACGAAACAAAUUUCAACCGAUUCUUCUGUAAAUUUCAAAACCAGCAGUAAUGCUGCCAAUAAAGUUUAUUCUGUUUUGUUUUUUUGUCUUUGUAAUGUUUGUUUGUUUGUUUGUUUUUGCGGUCGUGUCAAACCUGUGUACGAGAAGAUAGAAGAGAUAUUGGUUUUGUGUCAAUAAAUUCAGGUUUACUGUGUCCA
This is a messenger RNA of Onychostoma macrolepis, 8624 nucleotides long. RefSeq names its product procollagen, type V, alpha 1 (gene col5a1). Lineage: Eukaryota; Metazoa; Chordata; Actinopteri; Cypriniformes; Cyprinidae. The transcript is spliced from 67 exons. The record is from RefSeq and is a predicted model, not a curated record. The coding region runs from base 722 to 6544 and encodes 1940 amino acids. Gene Ontology annotation, molecular function: extracellular matrix structural constituent.